Calidris pugnax (ruff) is the source of this 1416-nucleotide messenger RNA. It is a transcript of the gene FOXS1, whose product is annotated as forkhead box S1. The record is from RefSeq and is a predicted model, not a curated record. Lineage: Eukaryota; Metazoa; Chordata; Aves; Charadriiformes; Scolopacidae. Gene Ontology annotation, molecular function: DNA-binding transcription factor activity, RNA polymerase II-specific; RNA polymerase II cis-regulatory region sequence-specific DNA binding. Bases 44 to 1384 code for a protein of 446 amino acids. Gene Ontology annotation, biological process: regulation of transcription by RNA polymerase II; anatomical structure morphogenesis; cell differentiation. The transcript has a single exon.
GGGGCCGUGCAGCAGAGUGGGAGGGCUACGGCCGGCCGGGAGGAUGCAGCCGGACCUCCCCGUCGGCGACACGGUGCUGCGCAGCCCGCCGGCCCCCGAGCCGGCUGGUGGUUCCUUCCCCAGCUCUGAGGCCACCAAGCCACCCUACAGCUACAUCGCCCUCAUCACCAUGGCCAUCCAGAGCGCGCCCGAGAAGCGCAUCACCCUCAGUGGCAUCUACCGCUACAUCAUGGGCCGCUUCACCUUCUACCGCGAGAACAAGCAGGGCUGGCAGAACAGCAUCCGCCACAACCUCUCCCUCAACGAGUGCUUCGUCAAGGUGCCCCGCGACGACAAGAAGCCGGGCAAAGGCAACUACUGGACCCUCGACCCCGACUGCUACAACAUGUUCGAGAACGGCAGCUUCUUGCGGCGGCGCCGGCGCUUCACCAGGAAGAGGGUCCUUCGGGAUGCACCGGGCACCGAGGGGGACGAGGGACGUGGGAAGACCCCCAGGCACCGGGCACGGGGGCCGCCUGCUACCCCGCUGCCCGAGGAGGGGAAGGGAGAAGGGGGCUAUGCCUCCCCCAUGGCCACAGGGCGCCUGCCGAGCCCUGCCACUCUGCCUGAGGGUACUGGGGUGCCGGGGUGCACCGAGCCCUGCGCCCGGAGGCAGCCACCCAAGGCCAGGCAGCCCUGCCUGUUCCUGCCGGACACACCGCAGCCCAAGGGGCAAUUCUUCGCCCCCCCGGAGAGCCGCCCACCCAAGGAGACUGUCUUCGGGGGGCUCCCGGCAGCGCUGCAACUGCCCCGGCCAGGUCAGUACCCACUGCCCGGUGAGCGCCCGGCACCGCAUCCUGCCCUGCUGCCCACCCUGCUGCCCGCCCAGCCCAGGGACCCCCCGCAGGACUCCCCAGCCCCCCCAGGAACCCCACCAGGGCAGCUGGAGGGUGAGGAGACAGCCACCUCGGGGCUGGGUUCAGGCCAGCCCUUUGGGCAGGUGCCCCCCGCGUUCCCUGGCACCCUCCUGGGCACGGGCAGGACUGGGGGGUCCUGCUUCCUGGAGGGGGAGGGCUAUGCACAGCCCCCCCUGCCAGUUUUCAGCUCCUUUGGCCGGUCGGGGCCCGAGGCGCUGGGCAGCAGCUACCAAUGCCGGGUGCAGGCGCUGAGCUUCUGCAUGAAGGAGCGGCCGUGCGGCGCGGCGCUGGAGCAUCUCCUGGCAGCGGGACCCCCGGCCCCCACCGCCCCCCGCCAGGCACCCUUUGGGGCCACAGGGCUGCGGGCAGGUGAGCAGAAGGAGCCCUGGGGGCCGGGGGGCACAAUCCCACUGCAGGGGGGGAACGGCUACUCCCUGGGGCUGCCUCCCUGCCUCUACCGGACACCCGGCAUGUUCUUCUUCGAGUGAGGGACUGGCCCAUCCCGGGACACCCCCCCGGU